Melanotaenia boesemani (Boeseman's rainbowfish) is the source of this 1541-nucleotide messenger RNA. Its product is annotated as endothelin-3. Gene Ontology annotation, biological process: vein smooth muscle contraction; regulation of vasoconstriction; regulation of systemic arterial blood pressure by endothelin. Gene Ontology annotation, cellular component: extracellular region. NCBI's taxonomy places the organism in Eukaryota, Metazoa, Chordata, Actinopteri, Atheriniformes, Melanotaeniidae. The transcript has 5 exons. Bases 119 to 628 code for a protein of 169 amino acids. The record is from RefSeq and is a predicted model, not a curated record. Gene Ontology annotation, molecular function: hormone activity; endothelin B receptor binding.
CAGAUGUGUGCUCAUCAGAGUUGUGAGGAACGUCAUCAGCAGCAGCUGUGGAAGUUUCAGGCGUUUUAUUCUCAAUCUUCUUUUAUUAUUUCCUAAUGUUGAUUUCUAAUCACAUGUGAUGGCUCAUGCUUCACCGGCUGAUGUGGGAGUUUUGUUUCUAAUAGUGGUGACUGCUUCUCUGGCCGAUGGGUCCUGGUCUGGUAAAGAUGUGAGCCCGAAGGAGGAGGUGGAGCUGGUCCAGCUGCCCGGCAGCAUGGAGCACCUGGCAUCUUCCCCAGCUCAAGCCGAGUGCUGCUCGGACGGCCACCCGCUGGGGGCCCGGCGCCGUGCCAAGAGAUGCACGUGUUACACUUACAAAGACAAGGAAUGUGUGUAUUACUGCCACCUGGACAUCAUCUGGAUCAACACACCAGAGCGCACCGUACCAUACGGCAUGUCCAGUUACCAGAGUUCCCUGCGUCUGAGGCGCUUUGCUGGGGCUGAGAGGAGGAGGAGGAGCGUGGACAGACAGCGAUGUGCGUGCACGCUGCAGACCGACGCCGACUGCAGCCAUUUCUGCAUGGACAGGCAGAAGAGGUUCUCCCCUGCCACGCCUGAUGGAAGGACACGACGACGUGUUCUGAAAUGAACUUAGAAGUGACGUGCCCAUGAUCCAAACAGUGGACAGAUGAAAAGACUGGAGACCCUUGUGUAGAUGGACAGGUGUUUGUAAUGCCUUGCACUGGAAGAACAAGCAGGGCUUCCAGCAGGGAUGAUAGCAGAGUGCCACUCCGUUCCCUUCGCCCUCCGUCUCCCAGCCUCUACCAGAUCAUAUCUGUCAUUACCCUGUCACAUCUGAGAGUACGGCCUGCAUGACUCGUCUGUGCAGCCUUUGAAAUGCUUUCGGUAAAGCAUGUAUUCAUACACGUCCAUGCGGCAUCACGUGGAGAGCUCAGUUUCAUCUCGUUCCGUCAGGGACAGCAUUUAGCCACAUAAGCAUGCCAUGACGACCUCAGCUUUAUUUAGAUUUCAGUUUGUUACGGCCACAUAUUAUCGAUCUCUUACUGUUUUCACUCAUAACUGAUGAGUUGAUCUUCAUGGAGGCAGGUGAGCUGGAAACAAAUGCCAGGAAUUUAUUUUUAAAUUAUGGUCACAAGUCUAUGCAUGUGGACAGUAAAUUAUACAGACUGUACAGGUGUUAGAGUGUAAUUAUAUGCUGUAAAAUAAAUAUGUGAUCAUAAUCAACAGUUUUCUGUGUUAAAAACCCUCCUAUGUAAAGAAUAACUGUGUACCAUCCAGUAAAUGUAUAAAAUAUUUUAUAUACUUUCAUAAAUUCCCCCAUCUGCUCAUGAAGAUGGACACCUGGGACAAGUCGCUUGCUGUAAAUUGUGGAGGUUCUGAGAAAUAUACGAGUCAUAAUUCAAAUUAAAUCCCUGAGGAGGAGGAGGAGUUCCUCGCUCCAUAUGUGGAAUAUUCUCAAGUACAUCUGGAUUCAUUUAAAUUUAUUUAAUUUGAUCAGAGGUUUUCUUUUCACAUGGACAUGCUGGGACAGGCAGGUAAGG